Messenger RNA from Prosopis cineraria, 4450 nucleotides. RefSeq lists its product as uncharacterized. The transcript is spliced from 2 exons. Gene Ontology annotation, molecular function: nucleic acid binding; zinc ion binding. Bases 880 to 1353 code for a protein of 157 amino acids. NCBI's taxonomy places the organism in Eukaryota, Viridiplantae, Streptophyta, Magnoliopsida, Fabales, Fabaceae. The record is from RefSeq and is a predicted model, not a curated record.
GUGAUCUUUCUCCUGCAAAACCCAUCUCAGCCUCAAAGUCAUUGUCAUCUCAAAUCUGAUCCAUAACCAAAAAUUUCUUUAAGUCAUCGUCAUCUCAGAUCUGAUCCAAAACCAGAAAACAACUCAUAGCUUCCGUUUCUACUCAACCCUUCCAGAUAUGAUCUUGUUCUUGCUUGGCUAUUAUUUAUCCAUCAUUCGUGUACUCCUCUUCAUCAAGAUCCAGACGAUAUGAACAGAGAUAAUGCCUUCUCCAAUGAGACCUCCAGAGGUACCGGUGACACCUCUUCCAAGAUCACUGCGGGGACUCUUGAUUUCAGUCAUCCUCUGUACUUGCAUCCGUCUGACAGUUAGGCAACUACUAUUGUUUCUGCUGUUCUUACUGGGAUUGAUAACUACCCUACUUGGAGCCGUGCAAUGAAGAUUGCUCUUACUAGUAAGAACAAGCUUGGUUUUGUGGAUGGCACAUUUGUUCGUACCGCACGAGCUCCAGAUUUGAUAAAUGCUUGGGAUCGAUGCAACGCUGUGGUUCUCUCAUGGCUGAUCAAUUCCGUCGAUAAAGAAAUUUCUUGUGGUAUUACCUUCUGUGAAAAUGCUCACCUCAUCUGGAUGGACCUCAAAGAACGAUUCGAUAAAUCUGAUGGGUCAAAGAUUUUUAAUCUUCACCAUACUAUUAAUUCUUUCACCCAAGGUUCACUUCCUGUUUCCACUUAUUCUAAAUUGAAAGAAUUGUGGCAUGAAUUUGGGGGUCUCGUUGUUAUCCCUACUUGUAAUUGUCAAGCAUCCAAAGAAUAAGUCAAAGUCAUGCACGAAUAACAUCUCUUUCAGUUUCUUAUGGGAUUAAAUGAGACAUUUCAUUAGGCUCGCAAUCAAAUAUUGCUUAUGUCGCCAUUACCUAGUGUCAAUCAGGCCUACUCUUUCAUUUCCCAAGAUGAGGCACAACGAUUGAUUAGUUCUACUCCUUCCAAUAGCUCACAUGACAAUGCUGUGAUGACCACCCAAGGGGGGAGAAAUGGUCGUGGUAGAGGAAGGGGAUGGAAUGCCAACCCAGACGAAUGCUCUUACUGCCAUAGAAGAGGCCAUAAGCGGGGCCAAUGUUUUCAGCUAGUAGGCUUCUCUCUUAACUUUGAACCUUGUGUAAAGGAGCAGGAAUCUCAGAUUAAUCAGACAUAUGCUCAUACACCAGAUCAAUCCUCCUUUGGGAACACUAUCGCCGUGACUCCAAACCUGACUCCUCAACAAUAUGAACAGCUCCUGCAAAUGCUAAAGAAAGACUCUAACUCCAACGAUAGUGCCGUUGGUGCCAUUGGGACCCCCUCAGGACAUCUUGACUGGAACGAUCAAGGGGACUGGUAGACUGUAUCAUCGAAAAUAGGAGGAAGAAAGAGGGAUAACAAGAGAGUGACGGAGAAGAGCUUGUGGUCUACUAGGGUACGAUCUUAGGCUACUUUAGAGGCAUUUGGAGCUUGAAUUACUGUUGAAUAAGUUGCACAUCCUCUCUUCUCCCUUAUUAUGCAAAAAAUCUGGACAUUUGGGGCAAUGAGGGCUUUGAUUUCGGUUCCCUUGGGUUUAGUUGAACCCAUUGGUUUAUUUAAGAUCUUGGAGAGUUAAAUCAAACCUCUAACCCUAAGUUUAUGAGUUUUGUGGUGAUUAAAAAAUUUUGGUAAGAGUUUGGACGAACCCUAAGUAUAAUUUGAGGAUUUUGAGAUAAUGUGAGAUAUUGGUCAGUGAUUUUGGUGUGUUGGGAUGUUUAAUAAGAUAAUUAGUGUUUGAGAAUGGUUGAUAUUAUAAGAAAAGGAAAUUGGGUGUUAUAGGCACUUAGAACUUAGUGAAUUUGGAGUUAACCGAAGUGAUAAUUUAUGAUUGUCACUUGAUUGUGUAGAUUGAUCGUUGCUUGAGCCUUAUCAAGCAUAUAAAAUGUGUGAAGCUAACGUUAAGCCACGAUAACCCUUUUUGUGUGACAAAAGGUUGAGGUAAUCAUAUAGUUUAUUGUGUUUAUUAACUAUUAUAACUGUGUAAAAGUAAAUACAAAUGAUAGAGUUGUGGCUUUGAAGAGUUUUGUGCAUAAUUUGAUAUUGUAAAUGAUUUUAGCAUGAAAAUCGAUUUGUAAAAAAUUAUUGAUUUCAAUUGAUACAUAUAUACUAGUAUAUAAGUUUAUGAUGUAGAAAUGUGAAGAAAAAUAGUGGAAACUGAAAAAGAACAUGAUUAUAGGGGGAGGGAGUUCACCUGAGAUAUGUGUGUGUGGAGAUAUGUGAGUGAAAAAUUCAUAUAGUCGGGCUGGCACCAUGGGACAUUUAGUGCAGCAUUAGAUGGGAUUAUUACCAUGGGACAUUCGGAUAGUCUGGCAACACCCUAAUACUUGUUAGGGUGCAGUUAAGAGUCAACGAUGCCUCUAUCACAAGUGUGUGAAGAGGGAAAAACCAUAGUCCAUAGGUGGGUUAAAUUAUUUUUGGUCAAGUAUUUUUACCGUUGAAAGUAUGCUCGGGUAAACAAGUAAUUGAUCCAGGAGAACUUAUGGUUUCAUGUCGGGGAGUAUUGGAGGUUCAGUAAUUAGAUGAUCAUACUAGUGUGAAAUAGUGUGAAAUUGUUGCGAAAAGAUGCAUUUAUCUUAUAAAUACGGUAUACUUGAUAUUACUAUAAUUUUGAUAGUUUAUCAUGGUUAUUUGUGGUAAUAAGCAUUUGAUGAACUAUAUUGGUUAUUGAGAUGUUUAUCUCACCCCAUGGUUAUAUUUUACAUGUGAGGGUUCCAAUAGAGGUAAGAGGAAAGAAGAAGCGUUUGGAGAGUGAAGAGCAUAUUUGUAUAGCUCUUGUCUUUCUUCUUUUUAGGCAUUGUAACGAAUAUUGUCAAUAUAUAUAUAUAAUGCCAACCUAGGAACAUAACAUUGUUGUAAUUUUCCUUUAGUAUGAAUUUGUGAUAAGGGUGUGUGUAUCUUGGUCCAAGGUUGAUGUUGGGGAUUAAGUAUGUGCUUGGUCAAGUUACACUUACAUGUGAUAUAUUUCAAGUGAUUUAUGUGCCAAAAUGACCAAUUGAUUUGUGUGUUGGAUUUUAUCUGCCCCAUUGUGUUAUUGUCAAAUGGGGUUUGGGUGGUUAUUUUGAGCGUAAUUGCUCAAUUGUGUGAUAUGAAUAAAUUGUUAUGUUGUGUGUAGUCUAUUUGAGGUGGUUAAAGUGUCUCUGGGGUUAAUGGCAUUUGGUAUUGUGAGUUGGACACCUUUAUAUAUGUUUUGAGAUGAAAACGAACUAUUUUAGGUUCAGGUGUCCAUCUUUUAAACGGAUGGUUAUUUGGGUGUGAGACCGGUGUCAUUAGUUAGAGGGCUUAAAGAGUUUCAUGUGACACUUGAACUGUUCAAAUUGAACAUCGGAUGGCGAAACAGCGCGUUCUGGAAGUUUAAAGGGCUGUCAUGACAACAAUCUGCUGUCAUGACAGUAGGUGUGCGCCACGGCACGUGGUUGUUGCCCCGCAGCGCCUUGGGCCUUCGAGGGACUCGUCCUUCUGUGCCAACCACCACGGCAGACGGACUAGAAUUUGCAGAAGAAUGGCAUUUUUGCCUAAUUUUGAAGUGGUUUGUUUCCCAUACUUUCGUAUUUGUUCUAAAUUGAUUUUUAACCAUGGUUUGAGCUCAAACAAUAUUCUAAAAGGGUUUUCUUAAAAUUUCAAUAUUUUAAACAAAUUAUUUGUAAACCCUUGAAUUGUGAUAACUUCUUUAUAGGAUUUUAUUUAAUUCUAAUUAUCAUGACGGUAUGUGAGUGUUGUUCUGAUAAUAUCAGGGCGGACAUUGUAGUUUGGGUGUUUGGCUUUUGCUACUAAACUGCAUGAUUUAGACAAAUUAAAACCUAGAGCAGACCCUUGUAUUUUUAUGGGAUACCCUACAACACAGAAAGGAUAUCUUUUGUACAAUUUGAAUACUAAAUCCAUGAUGGUCAAUAGACAUGUAUCCUUUAUGGAAAACGAGUUUCCUUUUGGAGAUAGUGAAUGCAUAAAUUUAGGGGGAGAUCAAGUCCAACGAAUCGACCCAUUUAUAAAUGAUAAUGAUUUGCAACCCUCAUCUGUUAUACAAGAAAUAGAUAUUGCAGAUCAUGAACUUCCUUCUAUGGAUUUGCAAGAACAACGCACUUCUACAAGGGUAGUACCUGAACACAAGAAACACAGGAGACCAAGAAAGCCUCCUAGGUGGCUGAAGGACUAUGAAUGCACACAAAUUCCACAGAAUGAACAGCAUGAAAACAAUGAGGAUGUCUCUGAAACAGAACCUGAACAGCAUGAAUACAAUAACGAUGCGUCUAAAACAGCACCUGAACAGAAUGAAAACUCAGAAACAGAUGACAUUGAGUCUGUUCAGGUAACAAAUAAGGGAGUUGUGAAGUAUCCCAUUCAAGAAUACUUGAAUUAUUCAAAUAUUUCUCCUUAUUAUAAAUAUUUUUUGACUUGUACUGAUUCUGUUUUUGAGCCUGUAA